AUGCCUGAGAGCCCUCCCAAUAAGGAAGCAGAGCCUCGCUCAGACCGUCCGUCCCCUGCUGAGCCCUAUGUUAGCUCUGACCAUGCCCAGCAUGUCCUGCAGACACUCAGGGUGUACCAGCUCAGUGGCACCCUCACGGACGUGGUCCUUCGGGCUGGUGACCGUGACUUUCCUUGUCAUCGCGCGGCUUUGUCAGCUGGUAGCACCUACUUCCGGGCUCUGUUUGCCGGUGGUGGACCCCAGGAGGAUGUGGUACCCCUUCCCCAGGCCUCCCCAGGAGUCCUGGGCCUGCUCCUGGAUCACCUCUAUGGGGCUGGUGUGAGCCUGUUGGAAGAGGAUGCAGCCGCCCUGUUGGCCCUGUCUGACCUGCUAGGAGUGAUUCCACUUCGGGAGGCCUGUGCCAACUUCCUGGAGGGCCGGCUUGGACCAGAGAAUUGCCUGGCUUUCCUCAGCCUGGCUCAGACCUUCUCCCUGCCCUCACUGGCAGAGGAGAGCCACCGGGUAGUAUGCCAGGCGUUUUCAGAAGUCUCCUUCCAGCCUGAGUUCCUGGAGCUGGAGCUGGCCCAGGUGGCCGAACUGCUGGCCGACGACAGCCUCGUGGUGGCUAGAGAGGAGACUGUGUUUGAGGCUGCCAUGCGCUGGGUGCGCCAUGACCCUCUUGCCCGACACAGACAGCUACCAUGCCUGCUAGAGCAGGUUCGGCUUCCCCUGCUGGCCCCAGCCUACUUCCUGGAGAAGGUAGAGGCCAAUGAGAUGAUUCGGGCUAACCGUGAGUGCCACCCACUUCUGCUGGAGGCUCGCCAGUGUUUCAUCCUCGGGAGGGAGGGCAGCUCAUGGAGAGCAACUCCCAGGAGGUUUAUGGAUCUGACCGAAGUGAUCAUGGUAGUUGGUGGCUGUGACAGAACCGGGCUCCUGACACUCCCCUUUGCUGGGGCCUAUCAUCCAUGGAGUCGCCAAUGGAAGUCGCUGCCUAGUGUGCCGGGCUGCACCAAAUCUGAGUUUGCCAUGUGCACCAUGAAGAACGAUGUCUACCUCUCAGGUGGCCAUAUCCACAGCCGUGACCUAUGGAUGUUCCGAUCUCAACUGCAAACUUGGGUCAGGGCAGCCUCCCUGCAUGAAGGCAGAUGGAGGCACAAAAUGGCUGUCGUGCAAGGGCGGCUCUAUGCAGUGGGAGGCUUUGAUGGUGUCCGCCGCCUGGGGAGUGUGGAGUGCUAUGACCCCUUCUCUAACACCUGGGCCCCUGUAGCCCCACUUCUGGAGGCUGUGAGUUCAGCAGCUGUGGUGCCCUGCAGCAAUAAGCUCUAUGUGAUUGGAGGUGCUGUGGACGACAGCUCCAACACAGACAAGGUACAGUGCUUUGAUCCUGGGGAAGACAAGUGGAGUCUCCUGUCUCCAGCCCCCUUCAAUCAAAGGUGCAUAGAAGCUGUGGCCCUGGAUGACAUCAUCUAUGUGGUGGGGGGUCUCCUGAGCAAGAUCUUCAGCUACAAUCCAGCCAGAGACCUCUGGGCAGAGGCAGCUUCUCUCCCCGGGCCCCUGGAGAGCUGUGGAGUGACCAUUUGCAGCAGGAGGAUCUAUGUCCUUGGUGGUCGGGACUCAAGAGGGGAGAGCACAGAUAAGACCUUUGCCUUUGACCCAUUUAGUGGGCGCUUGGAAGACCAACAGCCAUUGCAACGAUGCACCAGUGCCCACGGCUGUGUCACCAUCCUUCAGCACCUGGGACAGGGACAGACUGACCCCAAAGGGCAGGAUAGGCCCAGCUGAGCCCUUGGCUUCAGGAUAGAGAGACCUAGUUGUACAGCAGUCAAGGCCCAGGCCACCUAAGCCUUCUACUUCUAUUCUUCUGAGGUCUCUGCGUACAAAAAUCUGAUGAAAUUAUUUUCCCCUUUUCUUAGAGAAAUAAGACCCGAUUUUAGUUUCACUCAUUCAGACUGGCAAGUGUUAUUUCUGAUCAGAGACAGACCCUGUAGGAUUUCACUCCUUAAAAAACCUCCAAGAAAAGAGACUUGAUUCCUUUUAUCUUUAUAGUGUAUCUGAGCUGUUGUUAUAAAAUGUUUUAAAGUUCGUGAAAGGUUCUUC
This is a messenger RNA of Gracilinanus agilis (Agile Gracile Mouse Opossum), 2076 nucleotides long. It is a transcript of the gene KLHL35, whose product is annotated as kelch like family member 35. The coding region runs from base 1 to 1761 and encodes 586 amino acids. The record is from RefSeq and is a predicted model, not a curated record. The transcript has 6 exons. Gene Ontology annotation, molecular function: protein binding. NCBI's taxonomy places the organism in Eukaryota, Metazoa, Chordata, Mammalia, Didelphimorphia, Didelphidae.